UCUUAAUGUGCGAUUGCUGUUUUCUUUUAAGCCUAAAUAACCUUGAUGCUUCUUUGCUUUCUGCUGCAGAGCUGGGGUCGGUUCACCUCGUCAAAAUCAAUAGUUUAUUGACAAUUUUAGAGUUUAACAGCCUUCUUAGUGCAGAUAUUGUGUGUGUAGUUGCUGUAUUGAGGUGAAUUAGACCCAGCUCUGCCCUGCACUGUCUCACUUUAUGCUGUGUUUGUGAUUCCCAUGUAGAUCUCUGGCAAGAGAUUGUUUCAAUCUCCGAUCUUUUUGCAGUUGCGUGUAAAAAGUAGGGGCCAGAGAAGUUUGAAAGUGACCCUUGUACGAGGCUAUAACCUGGAGUCACUCUGGCUCUGUCUCUUACAGAACAAAGUGGAGGAGCUAAACCAGCGACUGAGGCAAGCUAUGGAUGACAGCAGGAACCUGCCGUUCGGUCGGCCUGCUGUCCUCUUCCGUACCAAAUACUGCAUCCUGCACCACAGCGACUACAUCAGUGGCUACAGUGAAACUCUGUCCAUGCCCGUCUGGACAUCGUACACUGCCAGCAGACAGGUAGAAGUGUCUCCUCUGCCUGAAGCUCUGUCCAACUGUGUGAGACCUGAUUCCAGAGUCCCUCCAGCUUACAGCCAAUCAUGUACCAACUACAGAGCAGAUAAACACAUCACGUACGCCUUUCUGUACCCACCACAACUGUCGUCAAAUCUAGACAAAAAAUCCGAUGCUGUCCUCAUCACCAACACUGUUCCCAUGUAUCCUGCAUUCAAGAAGAUAUGGGGUUAUUUCCAGAGAGUGCUGGUGAAGAAAUACGCCACUGAGAGAAAUGGAGUGAAUGUUCUGACUGGACCCAUAUUUGACUACAACUAUGACGGUGUCAGAGACUCAGCUGAGAAGAUACGAGAGUAUAUAAGUGGUACAAUCCCAAUCCCCACUCACUACUUUGUGGUCCUGACCAGCUGCUUAGACUUCACACAAGCUACAGACGCGUGUAACGGACCGCUCAACAGCGCCACCUUCAUCCUGCCGCACAGACCCACCAAUGAUGAGAGCUGCAACGUACGGAUGAGCUCAGAGGAGGAGUCUCGUUGGGUGGAGAGCCUGAUGAAGAUGCACACAGCUCGGGUCAGAGACGUGGAGCUCCUGACAGGCCUGGACCUGUACCGCAGGACCAGCCGCAGCUACGCUGAAAUCCUCUCGCUCAAGACCUACAUGCACACCUACGAGAGCGAGAUCUGAGUUCUGCUAAUGUUCCUGACGUUAUCUUCUGCCGUGGUGGAUCCAUGUGGUACCAGGAGGAGCUGCAGUCAUCUCACCCCACCAGCUGCUCUGCAGCAUCUAUGCUGUGGCCCUUUCACUGACUCCUUCAUGUGCUUUCAUCUCAGUAACUGUUAUUUUGCAUACAUUUUGAACACCACUCAGCUAAGAGGCCACUCGAGUUUAAUAUUUAGCUUUUCAAAAGGCAGAGAUCGAUAUCCAUUCGCUGCUGCACAAUGACACUCAUUUCAUCCAACCAUGACUGUACCCACCUAUGUGUCAGAGGCUGUGACUGGAAAUGAGUCACAGCAUCACUAAAUAUGUCUCGAGAUACUCGAGUAGAGUUACACCAUAACAAACAGAUCGGUGUAGAGACAGAUUCUGACCAAUCAGAUAACAGCUUUUAUUUUUCUUUGAAUAUAAGUAAGAUGUUCUCCUAUGUGUGUGUGGCUGUAUGACAUGCCAAGAGAAACACAAACUUUCUCACUUCCCUUCAUCUUUAAGCAACCACUAUUUUUGGAUACACUCAAUGAAAUCAGUUUUCAAAAGUCUAUAAAAGGCCAUUGUGGAUUUGGUUACAUUGGUUACGUCCUCACGUUUGUGUAUUGUCAGGUACAUCUACAUGUUGCACCAGUGCACAAUCAGAUCAGUUGUUUAAGUGUUUCACCAGCCUGGAGGCUGUUAGGAGGCUAAAUAAAGAAAUGAUGUUUUUGCACGUGGAGGUGCCUGAAACAGCACGGUGUCAAGAAUCCACGAUCCUUUUUCAUUCCAUAUUCUGGACAUUGCAGCUUCAACAUGGCUGACAUUCAUCAAUAAGACCUGUUGUCACAUCAUUAAGAAACCUGCUGUAAGUCAGGUUCUCAGAGCACUGCGUUUCUCUUGACAUCAUGAUGUUUUUCAUGGUUAUGAAGAAACAAAGGAGGUUUGUAUUUUCACUGUUUCCUCUCUUCCUCGUUGAUCUCCUUGGUCAGAGUGUGGGCAGUUUUCCUGUGAAUGCACAAGCAUUAAAGCAAGAAAGUUUAUUUGCCGUGGAAUUUCAUCUUCUGUCCAAUUCAGUCAACUUUCCAAGUCAAGUGAAAAUUAAUUCAAAUGGAAAGCAAAGUGACCGUGAGGCUGUGGGAUUACACUAGGCCCAUCCAUAAACGCUUUUACAAAUCUGGGACUGCAGAUGUAGAGAGCUAGAAUCCACGUUACAGAGAAGCGACGUUUGAAUGAUGUCAAGGAAAAGCGCCUUGCACCACAGAGCCCCAGAGAAAUCAGCAGUAAGGACUGUAAAACCAAAGCUGUCUUGUGUACGACGCAUUCAAAUCAAAUCAAAUCACUUUUAUUGUCACAUCACAUGUGCAGGCACACUGGCACAGCACAUGCGAGUGAAAUUCUUGUGUGCGAGCCCCACAAGCAA
Haplochromis burtoni (Burton's mouthbrooder) is the source of this 2656-nucleotide messenger RNA. Its product is annotated as ectonucleotide pyrophosphatase/phosphodiesterase family member 2-like. Lineage: Eukaryota; Metazoa; Chordata; Actinopteri; Cichliformes; Cichlidae. Bases 409 to 1236 code for a protein of 275 amino acids. The transcript has 7 exons. The record is from RefSeq and is a predicted model, not a curated record. Gene Ontology annotation, molecular function: nucleic acid binding; calcium ion binding; alkylglycerophosphoethanolamine phosphodiesterase activity. Gene Ontology annotation, biological process: phosphatidylcholine catabolic process.